This is a messenger RNA of Coniosporium apollinis CBS 100218, 2226 nucleotides long. RefSeq lists its product as uncharacterized. Gene Ontology annotation, biological process: TORC1 signaling; negative regulation of TORC1 signaling; positive regulation of autophagy. The transcript is spliced from 5 exons. The record is from RefSeq and is a predicted model, not a curated record. Gene Ontology annotation, cellular component: GATOR1 complex. NCBI's taxonomy places the organism in Eukaryota, Fungi, Ascomycota, Dothideomycetes. The coding region runs from base 1 to 2226 and encodes 741 amino acids.
AUGCCCCACCCACCACUCCCCCCCAACCCCUCGCUCGUUGCCAUCUUCCUAGUCGUAAAAUCGCACACCGGCCCGCGUUUCGUCUUCCACUACCCGCCCUAUCCGCGGGCCUCGGGCCCAAACGCUCCCGGCCGUCACGGAAGCUGGUCGAGCACUGCUGACGGCGGCGCGAGUUCGGACUGGGGCGCCGAUGCGCUUGAAGAGGGAGAGGCGGGGGAGGACGCCGAUGUGCUGAGCGCGGAGAAUGGGGAGGGGGUGAGGGGGAGGAGCAGAGGGGGUGCUGCGAAGGCGAGUGCGCGCGCGAGGGGCCAGAUGAGCGGGCUGGGGGGCAUUGAUGAGAGGGAUGAGGAGGCGAGGGAGGGGCAGGGCAAGAGCGUGGAGGCUGAGGGUGUCUUGGAGUGGGAAAGGGUGUUGGGGUUUAACAUUGAGAGCCUGGAGAAACUGCUCUCGCCUCCGCGCGGGUUCAACAAGAGGAGGUUCGAGGUUGGGCUUGAGGGACUGGUGUUCCUGGGCGCCCCAAUGUUCGUCAGGGCGGAUGGGUUGUGGAAGAAGAAGAGGCGAAGGCAUAGCGAGAGGCGAGAUCAUCAGGCGGCCUGCGACCAGGACGAGGCAGCGCAGGCAACGGACGGCCGACCGCAGACGGACGGUCCUUCCGAUGAAGAUGAGGGCGUAAAUAUGCGCGGUGGGGAAGAGCCAUUCGAUCCAGCUCUCAACGACAUGUCUAUGUUCAACGUGGUGUUUGUGCUGAAUCCUCCAGCGCUGGAAUAUCAGUUACGGGUCAAAGAGACGUACGACAACGUGGUGCGGAAGUACGCCAAGGUUUUGAAGGAAGAGCAAGCUUGUUCCAGUUAUGUUUGGAAAGAGGCACGGGAGAUUCUGGCUAUGAAGCAGAAAGCGAGGGAGAAUAAAACUCCGAUGUCAACCUUGUGGCACCAAAUUAUCUCUUCAUCCGCACUUGCAAAGUCAAUCGCCAUAAUAUUUGAUUCGAUCUCAAGCUCUAAGAUUGCCCACGUUCAUCUCGACGCAGCGUUUGAAACCUCGUUCCAGAUCCCGCAGGCAAUCUCGACUCCCUACGUCCCAACCACAACCCAGCCACAGAUACCGGGUCUCUGGUUGACUACAGCAAGUGUUGUGGACGAUGAAGAUCCGGAAGCCGGCCUGAGCCCGCAUUGUGCACUUCUCCUACUGGAAGACGCCGAGACAUUAUUGAAGGAGAUCGAGGGCGAUGCCAAAGAGCGCUCAGCGCCGCUAGCUUUCUACAUCCGAAACUCCACCCCUACAAAGUCUCUCCAGAAGCUCGCCGCAGCUUUCUCGAUCAAGAUCCAGCAUAUCCAGCUGCUGGCUAAUCACCUGAUAUACUGGCGGCGCGCUCGCGCCAUUCCGCCUCUGAAUCACCGGGAUACGUACAUCGUGUCUCCCAAUGCUGGUAUGCGGGCCCUACCGUCCGCCAUCGUUGGUUAUGCUGCGCGUUUUCCGACCCUGCCGCCUCUGAUGAAGAUGUUGGAGAGGUUGUCUGGCGCGCCGAGACCAUACGGAUCAUUCAUUCCAAGCAAGGAUCACCGGUCCGCGUAUAUGGAAAUACUCGCUUGGCUAAUGCGUGGAGGCUGGGUGACGCAACUAAGAACGUUCGCCUGGGUGAGAGUCUCGGCUAAGGUCAAGGGAGAGGUUUUUGAGAUUAUCGAUCGGGAGGCGAGAGAUGAAGCCGAGGAGAACGCAAAGAAGGCCGAAGCGGAAGCUGCAGAGCAGGCUCAGAGGAUUGAUGAAAGGAAUCUCGAACACGUCGCUGAGUCUACGAAGAACGCUUCGCCCCAACACCGAACUCCCACUACCACCGAAUCCCCCGCGCCAAUGUCUCCAACGCAGAGCCGCCGUGCCAGCUCCCUCGCCUCAGCAAGCGCCAACAGCCACCCCUCCACGCCAGGCCAGUCGCUGAGUUCCCUCUCCUCGUCGUCUGCAAACCGUACAGCUUCGAUAGUCAAGUCCCCGCAACGGGCCAAUGCACUGGAAGCGCGAUGGCUGGAACAUAUUGGCAACGGCUUUGUGGACGAGAAGGGAGAUCCGCACGAGGAGCUGCGCGAGCUGUGGCCGGUGCUUGUGAAGUAUCUCGAUGGACGCCAUGCGCUGGAGGAGAUUGCGGGGAGGGAAGGCAUGAAGAGGAAGAGGGUGCUGGAUGCGGUUAGAGAGUUGAGGGAGAGGGGCCUCUUGGUUAUUGUGAAGCAUUGGUGA